UAAAUGAAAAUGGUUCCUGCCCUCGAACACGGUAGGAUGCGUCACAUUAGCGAUAUGAAUACAGUGCUAAAACGGAGUGAUGCUGUUGAAUUCUAACUAGCAUGAAUUGGGGAGGCUUGGCAGAGAAGGUGCACAUUAAAGAUCCACAACCAUGACUGCCUCCAAAUACGUCACAACCAAUAAAAAAGGAGAAGUCUUUGAAUUAAAGGUUGAACUCAACAGUGAAAAGAAAGAAAAGAAGAAGGAGGCUGUGAAGAAAGUGAUUGCUGCUAUGACUGUGGGGAAAGAUGUGAGCUGUCUCUUUCCAGAUGUAGUGAAUUGUAUGCAGACUGAUAACCUGGAACUAAAGAAGCUUGUGUAUCUCUACUUGAUGAACUAUGCCAAGAGUCAGCCAGACAUGGCCAUCAUGGCUGUCAACAGCUUUGUGAAGGUGGUGGCUAAUGCUGUAGCAGCAUUAUCUGAAAUCAGUGAAUAUCACCCAAACAGCAACUUACUCGAUCUGAAUCCACAGAACAUUAAUAAGCUACUGACAGCCCUGAAUGAGUGUACUGAGCGGGGCCAGAUUUUCAUCCUGGACUGCCUGUCUAAUUACAACCCUAAAGAUGACCGGGAGGCUCAGAGUAUCUGUGAGCGGGUAACUCCUUGGCUAUCUCACGCCAACUCAGCAGUGGUGCUUUCAGCAGUAAAAGUCCUAAUGAAAUUUCUAGAGUUGUUACCCAAGGACUCUGACUACUACAAUAUGCUGCUGAAGAAGUUGGCCCCUCCACUUGUCACUUUGCUGUCUGGGGAGCCAGAGGUGCAGUACGUUGCCCUGAGGAACAUCAACCUGAUCAUCCAGAAAAGGCCUGAAAUCUUGAAGCAGAUCAAAGUUUUCUUUGUGACGUACAAUGAUCCCAUCUAUGUGAAACUAGAGAAAUUGGACAUCAUGAUUCGUUUGGCAUCCCAAGCCAACAUUGCUCAGGUUCUGGCAGAACUGAAGGAAUAUGCCACAGAGGUGGAUGUCGACUUUGUGCGCACACUUUUGCGGGCCAUUGGAUGGUGUGCCAUCAAGGUGGAGGCAAGUGUCCCGUGGUAG
This is a messenger RNA of Lagenorhynchus albirostris (white-beaked dolphin), 1075 nucleotides long. RefSeq names its product AP-2 complex subunit beta-like. Gene Ontology annotation, cellular component: membrane coat. Gene Ontology annotation, biological process: vesicle-mediated transport; intracellular protein transport. NCBI's taxonomy places the organism in Eukaryota, Metazoa, Chordata, Mammalia, Artiodactyla, Delphinidae. The record is from RefSeq and is a predicted model, not a curated record. Gene Ontology annotation, molecular function: clathrin binding.